Tauraco erythrolophus (red-crested turaco) is the source of this 1813-nucleotide messenger RNA. NCBI's taxonomy places the organism in Eukaryota, Metazoa, Chordata, Aves, Musophagiformes, Musophagidae. The record is from RefSeq and is a predicted model, not a curated record.
AUGGAAGACUGUUUGGCAAAAAAAAUGGAGAUCACUGUUUCGGAAGCCGAAAAACGGACUGGGAGAAAUGCCGUGAACAUGCAAGAAACAUACACUGCUUACCUCAUUGAGACAAGAGCUGUUGAGUCCCAGAGUGAGGGACAGUGUGCCCCGGUGGACUCCCUGUGGCGACGUUACAGUGAAUUUGAGUUGUUGAGGAAUUACUUGUCAGUUACCUAUCCACAUAUUGUUGUUCCACCUUUGCCAGAAAAAAGGGCUGACUUUGUUUGGCAUAAGCUAUCGGCAGAUAAUAUGGAUCCAGAUUUUGUGGAAAGAAGAAGAAUUGGUUUGGAAAACUUCUUGUUACGUGUGGCUUCACAUCCUGUUCUUUGCCAAGACAAAAUCUUUUAUUCAUUUUUAACACAGGAAGGUGGAUGGAAGGAAAUGGUGAAUGAAACUGGAUUUCAGUUAAAGGCAGAUUCCAGAUUAAAAGCUCUUAAUGCAACAUUCAGAGUGAAAAACCCAGACAAGAGAUUUACUGAGCUAAAACACUAUAGCGAUGAACUGCAGUCUGUCAUAUCACACCUUCUGCGAGUCAGAGCUAGGGUAGCAGACCGGCUGUAUGGUGUCUAUAAAGUCCAUGGCAACUAUGGAAGAGUAUUCAGUGAGUGGAGUGCAAUAGAAAAGGAGAUGGGGGAUGGGUUGCAGAGUGCUGGCCACCACAUGGAUGUAUAUGCAGCUUCUAUUGAUGACAUACUGGAAGAGGAGGAACAUUAUGCAGAUCAGCUGAAAGAAUAUCUCUUCUAUGCGGAAGCACUACGGGCAGUUUGCAGGAAACACGAACUAAUGCAAUAUGACUUGGAAAUGGCUGCACAGGACCUAACAUCUAAGAAACAGCAGUGUGAGGAGCUGGCAACAGGAACUGUGAGAACGUUCUCCCUGAAAGGCAUGACCAGCAAGCUCUUUGGGCAGGAAACCCCCGAGCAGAGGGAAGCCAAGAUAAAAGUUCUAGAAGAACAGAUACAGGAAGGAGAAGAACAACUUAAGUCUAAAAAUCUGGAGGGCAGAGACUUUGUGAAAAGUGCCUGGGCUGACAUUGAACGGUUUAAAGAACAAAAGAAUCACGAUUUGAAGGAGGCGCUUAUAAGCUACGCUGUUAUGCAGAUUAGCAUGUGCAAAAAGGGAAUUCAAGUUUGGACAAAUGCAAAGGAAUGCUUCAGCAAGAUGUGAUUGUCUGGAAAUGAAUUCCUCGUCCAAGUGCCAGAGAAUGGAAGCACAAAUGUAUAACACCGAUGUUAAGUUGCUACAUGACUUACGUAUAAACCAUGAAAUAAAUGAGUGAAUAGUUUUUCUUUCUGCUGAUUGUAAUUGUUAAUAAAGGACAAGAAGGACAUGUUACUAAAUGUUUAGCCCUGACUGCCACUUCUGUGGCGUGUUUUAUAUGUGGUAGCAAAUAAUUCAGGGGUAAAAGAGUUACUGAAAACUACAACUCUGUAUUGGGGCAAAGGUAUAGGGAAAGUUAUCCCAGAAAGUAUGAACUGAACUGUUCUGAGACUUGUGAAACACCGUGCUCUGUAAUGUGUAGAUCACUUCCAGAUGCCCUUCUUUUCAGCCCUUGCUCUUUAGAGUUUGUAAUGCUCAAGGGUGCUUUGGUUUUAUAAUGGGGGACACAGUUGUGUUCUUGAGGUCUACACCAUAAGAGGACAAAAAAAGAAAUAUUGUGAUGCCUAGGGUUCAUAUUUAAAUGCCUUUGCACAUCCAUAGAGAAAUGUGCUUUUCCAGAGUUCAGGUUAAGCAGUCUCGAGCUCCUGAGAUGUUUGAAACUCUCUACAGU